AAGGCUCAAGUGGCUCACCUAGAGAAGUUCAUGUUCGAAGGCUGCGAGCUCCCUCUGAAGGCGUCUUGCUCCGUCUUCAUCACCAUGAACCCUGGAUACGCGGGGCGCACGGAACUCCCUGACAACUUAAAAGCGUUGUUCCGGCCGAUUGCUAUGAUGGUGCCGGACUAUGCUCUGAUCGCGGAGAUCUCUCUGUUCUCGUACGGGUUCUUCGAGGCAAAGAUCUUGGCAGGGAAGAUCACCACCACCUUCAGAUUGAGCUCGGAACAGCUGUCGUCACAGGACCAUUACGAUUUCGGCAUGCGCGCUGUAAAGACAGUCAUCCUGGUGGCAGGAAACCUCAUCCGCCAAAUGCCAGACGGUGAAGAGCGGCAGAUCGUGCUCCGCGCACUAAGAGACGUCAACGUGCCCAAGUUUUUGGCUGACGACCUGCUUCUGUUCAACGGUGAGUGA
Messenger RNA from Ostrinia furnacalis (Asian corn borer), 453 nucleotides. RefSeq names its product dynein heavy chain 1, axonemal-like. Gene Ontology annotation, biological process: microtubule-based movement. Gene Ontology annotation, cellular component: dynein complex. The transcript has 3 exons. Bases 31 to 453 code for a protein of 140 amino acids. The record is from RefSeq and is a predicted model, not a curated record. Lineage: Eukaryota; Metazoa; Arthropoda; Insecta; Lepidoptera; Crambidae. Gene Ontology annotation, molecular function: ATP binding; dynein light intermediate chain binding; dynein intermediate chain binding.